GAUUAAUUAAUAAAGAUUGUCUAUUCAUAGGCGGGAAAUCUUCAUACCUUCAAUUAACUUCCUGGACUUUUGGACACUCUAUCGCACAUGAUUGUUCGAAUGUUCUCGUCUACAAAAUAGAGACCAAUUUUAAUCCGCCAUACUGGCCUACUUGCAUUAUCAAGGAAUACGCAAAAUACUUCAAGACCGAAGCCUGUUUAUCUCUCAACAGACUUU
Molecule: messenger RNA, 216 nt
Organism: Cotesia congregata
Lineage: Eukaryota; Metazoa; Arthropoda; Insecta; Hymenoptera; Braconidae
Source: the annotation of a GenBank genome assembly